AUGACGGACAACCUGGAAGAUAUUCUUGGUGGAGUCGAGGACGAGAUCCGUCUAGCCGAGGAACGGCUUCAGCAGGACGUCUUUCGGGUCAACAGAGCAGGAGCAGCAUCAGGCAAUCAAAGCCCACUGGCAGGGUCAACCUUCGACUAUGAGAGCGAUGGCGAGCGUUUGUCGGAGGAAAUCAGGCCGGUUUUCCCUCGUCGCGGUCUAGCCACCAGAAGAAGAACGCCGUCAUUGAGGUUAUCCAGCGACGGUGGGCCCUCGAUGGGCGAGAUCCUAUCAACGGACAAGACGUCCCCCAGAAGCAACACUAUGAGGGGGGGAUCGCGACGCCGCGCCUGGGUCGACCUCGAGAAUGACGACUUCCCGAGCAGCAUAGCAAGUGGUGUUAGCGUCACUCGAAGUGAACGGGGCAGCAGAGCACACGACCGUGAAGCCAUGGUCAACAGACUGUUGCAAGAGCGGGAGGCGCGGUUGGCCGCACGAAGUCCUGGCGCAGCCGAACGAAGGAUGCCCGGGAACGGCGGAACUGCUGAAGGGAGUGGAACCGGGGCGGUAACGCACCCAGAGACAGCAACGCUGAGUUCUAGCAGAGCGAUUCCCGGCGGUAACGGCCACUCCUCGGCAAGGGUCGAGGAGGGGAGUGGCGGCGAUGACGGCGACGGUAGUCCCAGCGCCGCCAGGGAAAACAUCUUCUUCGCGUCGGACCUGGCGUACCCGGACGACAUUAGCCAAGGCGGUGGUCCGAACGUUCACGCAGGCGCUGACGGAGCGCGAGCGGCUGCGGGAGAAGAGCCUGUCGAAGCGCUUCUCCGACGCCUGCACGACGAGGAAACCCACGCCGACACCGACAUCAAGGACAACGAGCUCAGCUGCAUCAGUGUCGCCAGCGCUGCGCGCAGAGUCGAGGAGAGCGACAGACAUCCAACCGGCAGUGCUAACGGCCGCUUCGUAGAUGAGGAUGACGCAAUGGCGACGGCGCGACUAGAAGACAGGCUCGCGUUCCGGCCAAAGGAGCGGGAAAACAAAAACCGGUCCUCUCUACAACAAAGGAAGCCACGAGCCGGCAGCGAGCGUAGGAUUAAGGAACUCGCACGCGAUAGGCAGGCCCUGUACUCCGACCGAGAGCGGAGGCGGAAAGAGCUGCAGGAAGAGGCGGAGACGAAGGAGUGCACGUUUCACCCUAACAUCGUGUCGAGUAGCGCGGCGAGACGGGGCGCGGCGGGUCAUGGUUCUGGCGGGGCCGGUGCCAGACGGCCACCACUCCACGAACGCUUGCACAAGGAGGCGCGCGAGAGAGAGGCCGCCAGAGCGCUGGCACAUCACCAUCUGGAGAAUGAGGCUCUUCGGGAGUGCACGUUUCAGGCGCGUGGUGCUUGGUGGGGGGGGGACGGGGGUCGAGAGCCGACGCUAAACACCACCGGCGCGGUCCCGGCGGCCGAUCACCGGCCACUCCACCAGCGAGUGUGGGAGGUCGAGCGCGAGCGGGAGCACAAGCUGCGGCUCCUCGUGGCCGACAAGGAAGAGCGAGAGGGGGCCACGUUCGCGCCGCCGCCGAUGGGCCGGGUGAGCGAGAGGCUAGCGGACACCAGGCCCGCGUUUGCUGGGGGGGGAGGGGGCGGGGCGUGCGGGGAAGGCGUGGGGCGGUCGGCGACUCGCCUGCAGGAGCAGGCGAUGUGGGCAAGAGAACGGCGGCGGCUCAGAGUGCAGGAGCACGAAGAGGCCGAAGCUCGCAUGAGCACGUUCGAGCCCAGCAUCAGCCGAGGUACCAAGUCCCUUGUCCGAAAGCGGCCGGAUCUCCAGGCCCCGUUCGAGCAGCGUCGGGCGAUAAUGGACGCGAAGAGGAAAGAGCGCGAGCGGCUCCGCCAGGAAGCACGGGCCAAGGAAGAAACGGGGUGGUUUAAUCCCACUACCGCGCAGCGGACCGAUGCGCUGCUCCGAAGGCGAAUGCCGGAGAGGCUAGAGGAAACGGUGGAAGAGAGGGUCAAGAGGAUGGCGGCCGCGGAUGACCAUCGACGACGGAACUUCGUCAUGACGCAGAAAGCGAAGGAGAAGCUCGAGUGCACAUUCCGCCCGUCCCUUAACCCGGUGACGCACUCAAUGGCCCAAGCCUCCCCGCUGGAUGAGCUCGUCAACAACCUCAGGGGGCAGCGGGUCAGGGAAAGGGUGAAGGCCAAAGUCAGCGAUGCGCAGGCGUGCUCGCACAAACCUACCCUGCUAGCGGAGGCUGCGCUGUUGCACACGGACGCGGAGGGAGCAGGGGCGUCGCGGGAUGGAGGGGGGUGCGCAGGCAGCGGUGGAAGAGGCGCUGCUGCCGCUGGCCUUUACGGCCCAGGCAACAGGUACCGGCUGAGCGUGCGGGAGCCGGCGAGGAUGACGGCGGAGCUGCGUGCGCGGGAGAGAGAGCAAGAAGAGAGGUUCAACGCUCUCCGACAAGAGAAAGAAGUGGCGGAGAUGCAGCGAUGCACCUUCGUGCCUCAGACGAACUCUGCCAUCCUGCGCGCCGAGGGGCCGGUGUUGGUCAGGGGCCUCGGGAGGCACCUCGAGCUUAAGGACGUCGCUCAGCAAAGGGAGCGAGAGAGGCGGGAGCGGGAGGCUCGAGCCUUCGGGGUACGGCCCAGGGCGGUGAGGCGCAGCGUCUUGGGCGAGACGAUAGUCGAGCCUUUCUCUCUCAGCAGCGACAACAAGGGGUGGUGGCAGGAGAGGAGGAUGAGGCACGAGGCGGAGCGCGCGGCGCAGUGCACGUUCAAGCCGUGGACGGUGGAGGCGGAGAGGGGGCGGGCGCUGUCGAGGCUGCUCGACUGGUCGUCGGUGCUGUCGAGUCAAUCUUCGAGAGGGAGCUAG
Molecule: messenger RNA, 2844 nt
Organism: Ectocarpus siliculosus
Lineage: Eukaryota; Phaeophyceae; Ectocarpales; Ectocarpaceae
Source: the annotation of a GenBank genome assembly